AUGCCUACUGUCUUGCCCACAAAUUUAACCAAAGAACAAGAGGAAGGUUAUCUUUUACAACUGCAGAUUGAAGAAGUGAGCAGGAAAUUAAGGAGUGGAGACCUUGGAAUACCUCCUAAUCCAGAAGACAGGUCUCCGUCCCCUGAACCGAUAUACAGUCACGAUGGUAAAAGAUUGAACACGAGAGAAUACAGGACGAGGAAAGCACUGGAAGAAGAAAGACAUUCAUUGAUAAUAAGGAUGCAAUCGAUAAAUCCUGAUUUCAAACCGCCGGCGGAUUACAAACCGCCUUUGGUGAGAGUGAGCGAUAAAGUCAUGAUACCCCAAGAAGAUCAUCCGGAUAUAAAUUUCGUAGGUUUGCUCAUUGGACCGAGGGGAAACACGUUAAAAACCAUGGAAAAAGACACGGGUGCUAAAAUAAUAAUAAGAGGAAAAGGUUCCGUGAAAGAGGGUAAAGUCGGUAGGAAAGACGGUCAACCCCUUCCGGGAGAAGACGAACCCCUUCACGCUUACGUCACGGCCAACAAUCCCGAAGCCGUGAAAAAAGCCGUUGAAAAAAUAAAAGAAGUCAUCAGGCAGGGAGUCGAAGUUCCCGAGGGACAAAACGAUCUUAGGAGAAAUCAAUUGAGAGAAUUGGCACUGCUCAAUGGAACUCUGAGAGAAGUCGAUGGACCCAGGUGUAGUAAUUGCGGUGCGACGGAUCACAAGCAAUGGAUGUGUCCCGAUAAACCGAACGUAACGAAAUCGAUCGUUUGUUCGACUUGCGGCGGUUCCGGACACAUAGCAAGAGAUUGUAGGAAUAAGAGACCGGGUGGAGUUGCUCAAACGACAGGAACGGAAAGUAGGAAAAUCGAUCAAGAAUACAUGUCUCUCAUGGCCGAAUUGGGUGAAGUUCCACCGCAAGGUAGAGAUGGAGACAAUAAUAAAAAUAAUAAUAAUAAUAACAAUAGGUGA
This is a messenger RNA of Pediculus humanus corporis (human body louse), 954 nucleotides long. Its product is annotated as Splicing factor, putative. Gene Ontology annotation, cellular component: nucleus. NCBI's taxonomy places the organism in Eukaryota, Metazoa, Arthropoda, Insecta, Psocodea, Pediculidae. Bases 1 to 954 code for a protein of 317 amino acids. Gene Ontology annotation, biological process: regulation of mRNA splicing, via spliceosome. The transcript is spliced from 7 exons. The record is from RefSeq and is a predicted model, not a curated record. Gene Ontology annotation, molecular function: zinc ion binding; mRNA binding.